Lates calcarifer (barramundi perch) is the source of this 819-nucleotide messenger RNA. RefSeq lists its product as uncharacterized. Bases 99 to 530 code for a protein of 143 amino acids. NCBI's taxonomy places the organism in Eukaryota, Metazoa, Chordata, Actinopteri, Centropomidae. The record is from RefSeq and is a predicted model, not a curated record. The transcript has 5 exons.
UUCAAAGGGGAGUUGGGGUUUAUGACCAAGACAGUGAUAUAUUAAAAGAGUAGCCUUUUCUUUCUGAGUUGCUCAGUGUUUGUCACGGCUGUCUCAGGAUGUUCACCUUAGUGCUGCUGUUCCUGACAGUGUCAGGCCUCCACGCUGUUCCAAUCGCAGCCCCCAGAGGUUUGCAGGAGACAUCUUCAACCUACCAGCUCCCCGAUGGCUUUCAACAGGGCACUGAACACUCAGACAUCGCUUCCAUCCGUUCCUCUCUUGGCAUUGGAGAGAUGGAGAGAAGACACUGGCUGACAGAUGAAAUCCCUGUUGAUGUUCCAGCCCAGAAGAGUGGUGGUGGUUGGGUGCGGGUGGAGGAACCCUCUGCCCCUCAUCUCCCAGAUGGUUUCAGACAGGGAACUGAACCUAUGAUGUCGAUCCCAGAUGGUUUCAAGCAGGGGACUGAACCUCUUGUGUCAAUCCCAGAUGGUUUUAGGCAGGGAACCGAACCCCUUGUGUCAAUCCCAGAUGGUUUUAGGCAGGGAACCUGAACCUAUGAUGUCGAUCCCAGAUGGUUUCAAGCAGGGAACUGAACCUCUUGUGUCAAUCCCAGAUGGUUUUAGGCAGGGAACCGAACCCCUUGUGUCGAUCCCAGAUGGUUUUAGGCAGGGAACUGAACCCAUGAUGUCGAUCCCAGAUGGUUUUAGGCAGGGAACUGAACCUCUUGUGUCAAUCCCAGAUGGUUUUAGGCAGGGAACCGAACCCCUUGUGUCGAUCCCAGAUGGUUUUAGGCAGGGAACUGAACCCAUGAUGUCGAUGCCCAGAUGGUUUUAGGCAGGG